AUGUCACAAACCUUGGCUCCGCAGACUCCCAAAAACAAAGCUCCAAACAGCCGAAUUCCUCAACUCCCUUCCGCCAUUCUUCCGAAUACGCGUUGGAAAACUUCAAGGAAUUCAAAACCACCACAGCCCCCUAGAAAAAAGCUACAGAGAGAAAUCCACGAGCUCGACAAGUUCUUCUGGCUCAAAUAUCAACCCUUCUUCUACAAGAGCCACGAGAUCGUUACCGGCAUGGCGGACCCGAGUCGCGGCCAUGCUCCGCGUGGUAUCCCUGAUUUCUGGACAGCCAUGAAGAACCAUUCCGAUAUCAGCAUGCAGAUUGAGGAGAAGGGCGAGCAGGAGAAGGACGAGCAGGCACUGCGUUAUCUUACUGACGUCACGGUUGAAUAUCUCGAGGGUUUCGAUUUCAAGUUGAAGGAGUUUAUGGGUGAUUAUCCGGAUCCGGUGAAGGUUGCUGCGGAUCAACUUGAUUGGAGACCUGGGAAAUGCCUUGCAGGAUUGAGUGGAGGGAAGCGUAGCAGUGACGAUGAUGAGGAGUCAUUCUUCACUUCCUUCUCUCCUCCUAAGUUGAAGGCAGGUGCGAAUGAGGAUGGCAAGGAAGAGUUUGAGUUUCUACUCGAGGAUACUUUGGAGCUUGCAGAACUGUUCAAGGAUGAAUUAAUUCCACGAGCAGUGGAAUGGUAUACUGGACAGGCUGUGCAAGAGGAUUCCGAGGAUAAUGACAAUAGUGACGAGGAUGAUGAGGAGCAUUUUGAAGACUCUGAGGACAAUAGAGACAGUGGCCAGAGAUGA
Aspergillus tanneri is the source of this 789-nucleotide messenger RNA. RefSeq names its product NAP domain-containing protein (gene NAP1L1). The transcript is spliced from 3 exons. Gene Ontology annotation, molecular function: chromatin binding; histone binding. NCBI's taxonomy places the organism in Eukaryota, Fungi, Ascomycota, Eurotiomycetes, Eurotiales, Aspergillaceae. The record is from RefSeq and is a predicted model, not a curated record. Bases 1 to 789 code for a protein of 262 amino acids. Gene Ontology annotation, biological process: nucleosome assembly. Gene Ontology annotation, cellular component: chromatin; nucleus.